UUUAACUUAAUUCAACAUGUUUAGUGUGUAACUAGCCAUGAAUCAAACAGGUUCAAAAUGUUUUUUUAUCUUCUGUUUACAAUUUUUCUCUGUACAUGGGAAGCAGCCAAAUAUAAUCUUUAUGUUAACGGAUGAUAUGGGGUCUGCUGAUGUCAAGUUUAGAAACCCUGACUCCCCAUUUGUCACAGACAACAUUGAUGCAUUAGCAUCAGACUCGGUAAGAUUAUUUAACUACUAUGUGCAUCCUACAUGUACACCUACCAGAGCUGCACUAAUGACUGGACGCUAUGCUGCUAAUGUAGGUCUCCACCUUGCCCUCAUACCUGGUAAUCCUGCUGGACUUGAUCCAAAGUACCCCACCAUGGCUGAACACCUAGAAUCAGAAGGAUAUGAAACUUAUCUAGUUGGAAAAUGGCACCUGGGAAACAGUAUGAAAAAGUAUCAUCCUAGAAAUAGAGGAUUUAAACACUUCUACGGACUGCUAGGUGGGGGAUUCAACCACUACACAAAACAAUGUGGAGCUGGAAGAUAUGACUUUUGGAGAGAUUUUGAAGCUGAAUUUGACAAUGUCACACAUUCAACAGAUUUAUUAAAUGCAGAAGCACUUCGUGUGGUAACUAAACACGUGGAAGACAAAUCCAGCAGUCCGUUCUUCCUCUUCCUUUCCCACCCUGCACCUCAUGAUCCACUCCAGGCUCCUCUAAGGUUUCAAGAUAAAUGCAAGCAUAUACCCAACAGGAGAAGAAUGAUGAGCUGUGCAAUGGUUGCGGGGAUCGAUGAAGGAUUUGGCAAGAUUAUUGAUGUAUUGAGGGAGAAUGGUGAGCUUGAUAAUACUAUUAUAGCAUUUUCUACGGACAAUGGAGGUGUUCCUUAUGCUGGAGCGUUGAACUACCCACUCAAAGGUGGUAAAUCUACAAUGUGGGAGGGUGGAGUAAGAGCUCCUGGUUUCAUUUAUUCUCCAAAGCAGCUAGGAGAAGGUUAUGAUUUUCAGGGAUUGUUUCAUGUUACUGACUUCUUUCCAACCUUUAUGGCGAUGAUAAAUUCUACAAAGAAAAUAGAAAAAAGCUCUGAGCUUGAUGGCCUAAAUCAGCUCAAGUCUUUAGCUAAUCGAGAGAAAACAGGAGUUCGUGAAUCAGUUCAUAUUCACAGAGAUAUUGAUAGAGAUGGUCAGGCAUUCAGAAAAGGACCUUGGAAAAUAAUAGUAGGACAUCAUUACUUGCCUUUAAUUUUUGAUAGAAUUUACAAUGAAACCAAGUCAGGUUGGUUGGUUGAAGGUGGGCAUUGGAGGGAUAAACUAUCUGAAAUUAUUACUCGUGCCAUGGAUUUCAUCUCACCCACACACAACACCAUCUUUAUGCAGUAUAUUCUCUGGCUUUUCAUAGAUUCUCAGAACAUUGGUGGGGUAAAAAAUAUAUUUACAACACGAUCUGAUGAGGGCCUUAUGCAGAAACCUUUCCCUUCUGAUCUAGAAUUCUGGAUCAAGAAACACACAUCAGAAUAUCCAACUGUUGGUCUGUAUAACUUAGAGGAAGAUCCCAGGGAACUAACUAACUUGGCUUUUAAACAUCCCGAACUAGUUAGGUCAUUGUUAGAAGAGGCUGAGGAGCAAAUAAAGAACCAGCCCAGCAUGUUUAGGGGAGAUAUGCUGUAUCAAAAAGCUCCUGUUGGUCCUCAAUUUGGAUCUAUUGCUAAACUGAGGCAUUAUGGAUCUGACCACUCAGAAGUUAUUCCAUUUGGACCUUUCCUGGAGGAUAACUUUAACUUGGAAGAGGCGGAUACUCAGGACUUUGUUAGAUUGUUUAAUCAACAAGGACCAGAAAUCAUAUCUAUGAUGAUACAAUUCUCUAUUGUGUAUUUAGUAUUACCAAUUUACCUAAUGAAAUUUGUAAUUAAUCGCAUGUUUUAAAAUAAAUAAUUUUGUGUUAAGCUUA
Molecule: messenger RNA, 1931 nt
Organism: Eurytemora carolleeae
Lineage: Eukaryota; Metazoa; Arthropoda; Copepoda; Calanoida; Temoridae
Product: arylsulfatase B
Exons: 1
Coding region: 38-1906 (622 amino acids)
Source: RefSeq, a predicted model, not a curated record